Messenger RNA from Papilio xuthus (Asian swallowtail), 472 nucleotides. RefSeq lists its product as uncharacterized. The record is from RefSeq and is a predicted model, not a curated record. The transcript has 2 exons. Lineage: Eukaryota; Metazoa; Arthropoda; Insecta; Lepidoptera; Papilionidae. The coding region runs from base 25 to 417 and encodes 130 amino acids.
CUUAUUAUACUACUAGUUUUCAAUAUGGCCUUCGGAGUGCAGAUCGCGGCAAUUAUACUGGCAGCAUAUUGUGCAUUCGCCAACGCACAAGCUCCAUGCGAACCCCAGUCACAAACGGAAUCAUGCCGAUGUUCAAACGCGGUAACAACCACACAAACCCCACCGUUAAGAAUUGAGAUACAUGAGCGCGAUGACCCUAAUCGACCCAAUUAUCCCAGCUACCCCAAACUACCCAACUACCCCAGAUACCCCUAUUUCCCCACAUAUCGAUCUGAAUAUCCGCUCAGAAGAUCGAAUAUUCCAGAAAUAAGAUAUAUACCGACGUAUUCUGGUUUGGAAUCUCCGAAUUACAGAACUAUGGAAUUAAUUAACGCUGAAAGAAAUAAAGAUUACUACAUGAUGCCAGUGGGGGCGUGACGAAAGGUUAUAUAUAGUUAAAUUCAUUGUGCAUUUAAUUAAGAAUAACAGAAAU